CUCAAGAAUGGCUUUUAUUGAAAAUCAACCAGAAGAUCCUGUCGAGUUGUUUUCUAAUUUAAUAACGGCCUACAAAACAACAAAUCCUGAAAUACCAUUUAUUCCAAUGAAUAUUGCUACAAUUGAUGAUGAAUUUGGAGUUCUUAAUCGUUCUGUUGUCUAUCGUGGUCUUGAAGAUGGUCAUAUUAUUUUCGUUACAGAAAAGAACACAGUUAAAUAUGCAAAUUUAAUUAAGGAUCCAAGGACUUCAAUUACAUUUCUAUUUGAAAAAAUCGAAUGGAAUGGAGUAAAUUCAAUAUGGCAGGUAAUAGUAACUCAUUCAUAAAUAACUUGCCAAACUUUUCAAUUUUAUGAUUUUAUAUUAUAAGGUUCGUCUAAUUGGAAAAGCUGUUGAACUUUCACCAAAUCAAAUAUCAAAUCUUUGGUCACAAGAACCUAUAUUUGCUAAAAUUCGUAGUCGAAUAAGUGAAUGUGGAAAACCUCUAGAUUUUGCUGAUCAUAAAAAUGAUCAUGAUAAACUUUUGACCGAAUAUGAAAAUGGUCAAGAUUCUCUUCCACAAACAGAAACUUAUACUGCAUUUAAAAUAAUACCAAGAAUUUGGGAUUUUUAUAAAUCUGAACCAAACUGUGUUGCUGAUCGAGUACAAUAUCGAAAGUCAGAAGAUGAAAAAUGGUCAAUAAUGCAUGUUGCUAGUUAAUUGACUGAAAAAAUACUCUUAUGGUGCUUAAAAAUAAAACUAAACAAAUAUUACAAAAUUAUUUAAUUCAAAAUUUGUUUGAAAAACAUUUUAUUUUAUUGA
Episyrphus balteatus (marmalade hoverfly) is the source of this 800-nucleotide messenger RNA. Its product is annotated as pyridoxine/pyridoxamine 5'-phosphate oxidase-like. Bases 351 to 698 code for a protein of 115 amino acids. The transcript is spliced from 3 exons. The record is from RefSeq and is a predicted model, not a curated record. NCBI's taxonomy places the organism in Eukaryota, Metazoa, Arthropoda, Insecta, Diptera, Syrphidae.